ACUCAGCCCAGUGAUGGAAAGUGAGGCUUCAUUUAACAAUUGAUCUCCUGACUACUCUGCAGUUACUGAACUGCUUUUGUUCCCGCCCGGUGUUCAGCGGCAGCAGCUCUCUAACAAAGGCUCCACUAAGCCUCAGCUCGUAAACACGGUGCAGCUUAUUGCAGCUACAACGGGACGCUCCAACGGUUCGUCUGUGGACUCACAUUCAGACGCAGGACGUCUUCAUGUUGUGUUUCAGCCUGAUUAAAACCUGCUUCUGACAGUCUGUGCUGGCAAACACAAACAGAAGGAGAGAGAGAGAGAGAGAGAGCAUCAUCUGCAGCUCCACCAAUAAUAAAACCACAGACAUGUAGCACUAACAGCCAAUAGUGACUACAGAUGAGGAGCUCACACAGCACCAGGUCCUGAGGCUAACGUUCCCCCAGUGGGAGGCCAUUAGGCUGGGUAGAGGAGGCCUACCAGGCCACCUGGAGAACCGGUCACAUGGUGGUGGCAUCAGGAGGAAGCAGGAGUACCACAGUCACAGACACAUGAUGGAGCAGCACAGUAGAGAGCUGCAGCCAGAUGUUUCCAUGGACCACAGCUGGAGGUUCUGCACCAUUCUGGUGGAAACCCUUGAGGACUUUGGCUUCCACUCCUCGUCUCGCACCACUGUCACAGGGUUAGACUGGACCAACACGUGGACGGCUCCAGCCUCAGGGCGGCCUGCUGAUACCCCUGCUCUGAAUGAGCUGCUCCUCAACACCAAAAAGAAGAAGCUGAUCAUCGACCACAGAAGGGAGAAGGUUCCCAGCGUCAAGUUCCCAAGAGUUCACAUAGAGAUGCCAGCGGCCCCUCAGAUCCCCGGGACGAGGAAGAGGAGGCGGUGGGGGGGUCUGAGGCAGCAGUGGAAGCUCCUGGGCCUGUUUCAGAUCGAUGAGCAGCACGACUUCUACAGCCUGACCUGCAUGAUGAAGGAGGGCUUAGCUGCCGCCCUGCAGCCCACCAUGGAGACCGCGCCCACGGACGAAGUGUCAGACGACGACUUCCGCUCCGAGGUCACGCGGGUUCACGAGGACUUCACCAUGGAGACGUUCGCCGGCCCGGUCUUCGCCCGCCUGCGCAGCUCUCUGGGCCUGACGGAGCACGAGUACCAGCAGUCGCUCUGCUCCCACAGCUGCUACCUGCAGUUCAUCAGCAACUCCAAGAGCAAGGCCGACUUCUUCCUCACAAACGACAAGCGCUUCUUCCUGAAGACCCAGAACAAACGGGAAAUCAGGUUCCUUCUGGCCAAUCUGAAGAUUUACAUGGAGCAUCUGAAGAAAUACCCACAUUCACUGCUGGUCAAGUUCCUGGGUGUCCACAGGAUCAACAUCCCGCUCAAACUCAAGAAACAUUUUAUUGUUAUGCAAAGUGUCUUUUAUCCAGAUGAUCGAAUCAGUGCCCGAUAUGAUAUUAAGGGCUGUGAGGUGAGCCGCUGGACAGAACCGGUACCAGAAGGAAGCCCCAUCAUUGUGGUCCUCAAAGACCUGAACUUUGAAGGCCAGUGCAUCACUCUGGACCAGCAGCGUCCGUGGCUCCUGCAGCAGGUGGAGAUCGACACGCGCUUCCUCCAGAGGCUCAACGUGUUGGACUACAGCCUCCUCCUGGCUCAUCAGAACCUACAGCACGACGAGCGGCACCAGAACCUCUCGCUUGCUACGCUCAUCAUGAGAACCAAGAAGUCCGUGAAUAUCGGUUCCAGCCCCGCUCACACCGAGGUGGCUGCGGUUCCUGGAGCGGUCCCGGAAGACGAGCCCACUUCACCGGUACCGGGCCCAGACGACAGCGGCUGCUGGCUGCAGCCACGGGCAGGAGCCGCAGACAAGAUGCCAGAGUUCCGGGCCCAGAACCGGCGCCUGCUGCCCGAUCUGAAGAACCCUCUGCACGUCAUCGACGGGCCGGAGCAGCGCUACUUCAUCGGAAUCAUUGACAUUUUUACCGUGUACAGUUUCAGGAAGAGGCUGGAGCAUCUGUGGAAGCGACUGCGACAUCCGGGCCGGUCCUUCUCCACGGUCAGCCCGCGGGCCUACAGCACCCGGCUGUGUCGGUGGGUGCAGAACCACAGCAAGUAGGCCCGGCCCGGGAGAGGAGCGUGAUCAGGUGACACCUCCACAUGCACUGACAUCAUCUUUGCAGCCUUUUCCUUUUGCCGGUGCUCCAGUCGCAGCCUGUCCUGGUGUUUGUGUCUCUGUGGGACCACAGAGGAACCAGCUGUUCUCCUCCCACGUGGUCCUUCCUUAAUAAAUGAGACAAACCCACCGGACCAUGAGUGGGAAAAGCUGAGACGCAAUAUGCAGCGCCGAGCCCAAAGACGAGUGAAGCUGUGAUUGAAGGUGUGUGAGCUUCAUGUGAACAGGAUGAACCCAGUCGGAGCAUCUACCUCAAAACCAUUAAAGCUGGAGGAAUAUUUCAGCCUGACUGUGCUGCUUUCUGUCACGCAAAUAAUAAAAGGGUUUGAUCUGAACACCAA
Molecule: messenger RNA, 2491 nt
Organism: Betta splendens (Siamese fighting fish)
Lineage: Eukaryota; Metazoa; Chordata; Actinopteri; Anabantiformes; Osphronemidae
Gene: pip5kl1
Product: phosphatidylinositol-4-phosphate 5-kinase-like 1
Exons: 10
Coding region: 531-2093 (520 amino acids)
Biological process (GO): phosphatidylinositol metabolic process
Molecular function (GO): phosphatidylinositol kinase activity
Source: RefSeq, a predicted model, not a curated record